GCCCGCUGCUCUGAGCUGUUCUGAAUUUUUCUUCUUCCGCCUCGACAACCUAGAAAGCUCCUUCCUUCAAUCCCAGGGACAUAACCAGAAUCCGAUCGUCAACCUUCACCACCACAUCUCUCCAGACAACCGCAACCAUGGCUGGGUCUACGUACUCCCUGUCGUCGACGCACAAGGAGAUGCUCGAGAAGUCCCUUCUCGACUCCGACCCUGAGGUUGCCGAGAUCAUGAGAAACGAGGUCCAGAGGCAGCGCGAGUCCAUCAUCCUGAUCGCCUCGGAGAAUGUCACGUCGCGUGCCGUCUUCGACGCCCUUGGCUCGCCCAUGUCCAACAAGUACUCGGAGGGCUACCCCGGCAAGCGUUACUACGGCGGCAACCAGCACAUCGAUGAAAUCGAGCUCCUCUGCCAGCGCCGUGCCCUCACGGCCUUCCACCUCGACUCGGACAGGUGGGGUGUCAACGUCCAGUGCCUGAGUGGCAGCCCUGCCAACCUUCAGGUCUACCAGGCCAUCAUGCCUCCGCAUGGUAGGCUUAUGGGCCUGGACCUCCCCCACGGUGGCCACUUGAGCCACGGUUACCAGACCCCCCAGCGGAAGAUCUCUGCUGUGUCCACCUACUUCGAAACCAUGCCGUACAGGGUAGACCUCGAGACCGGCAUCAUCGACUACGACCAACUCGCCAAGAACGCUAUCCUCUACCGCCCCAAGAUCCUGGUCGCUGGAACUUCGGCCUACUGCCGCCUGAUCGACUACAAGCGCAUGCGCGAGAUCGCCGACUCUGUUGGUGCCUACCUCGUCGUCGACAUCGCUCACAUUUCUGGCCUUGUCGCGUCGGGUGUCAUCCCCUCGCCCUUUGAGUAUGCUGAUGUGGUUACCACCACCACGCACAAGUCGCUUCGUGGCCCCCGCGGUGCCAUGAUUUUCUUCCGCAAGGGCCUCCGCUCGGUGGAUGCCAAGGGCAAAGAGAUCAUGUACGACCUGGAGGAACCCAUCAACUUCUCAGUCUUUCCCGGCCACCAGGGCGGCCCUCACAACCACACCAUCACUGCGCUGGCUGUCGCACUCAAGCAGGCCGCCACACCCGAGUUCAAGGCAUACCAGCAACAAGUAGUUGACAACGCCAAGGCCCUCGAGAACAAGUUCAAGGCUCUGGGUCACAAGCUUGUCUCUGACGGCACCGACUCGCACAUGGUUCUGGUCGAUCUGCGCGCCCACUCUCUGGAUGGCGCCCGGGUUGAGGCUGUCCUGGAACAGAUCAACAUCGCUUGUAACAAGAACAGUAUCCCUGGCGACAAGAGCGCCCUGACCCCGUGCGGCAUCCGCAUCGGCACCCCGGCCAUGACCAGCCGUGGUUUCGGUACUGCCGAUUUCGAGCGUGUUGCUACGUAUAUCGACGAGAGCAUCAAGAUCUGCAAGGAGGUCCAGGCCGCCCUGCCCAAGGAGGCCAACAAGCUCAAGGACUUCAAGGCCAAGGUCGCCACCGGAGAGGUGGCCAAGAUCAACGAUCUCAAGAAGGAGAUCGCCGCCUGGUGUCAUACCUUCCCUCUUCCGGUUGAGGGCUGGCGCACUGACGCUGGAAUCUAAACCUACCACCUGCACUGGAGGUCAUGGCGACACCUGUGCGCUUCGAUUUCCCAGUUAAAUGUUAGCCAAGACGUCGAGCCCUGCACUACCUGGAUAACCCGAUCUGGCUUGUAGUGCGGUAUUUCGUUCUUUGCACCUCGGGCUUUGACAUUCUUUUCCUAUUUCUAUAUCUUGUGUUUUUUUCGAUGACUUUACUGGAGAACUGGAAUUAUUGGGGGCGAUGGGAAUAAGGGGGCCAAGAAAAUGUGGAGGAAACACGCAUUUCAUCAGGCGUUGCGUUGCAAUCUUUUCAACCGAAGGGCAACAGCGGAGUUUUUGGCAUCUGGAGUGGAUCGCUUCAACGCGGUUCCGAGAAAUAACUCGGCUAUUUUUUCAAUAUUGACUUGUCGACAGAGCA
Gaeumannomyces tritici R3-111a-1 is the source of this 1980-nucleotide messenger RNA. RefSeq names its product serine hydroxymethyltransferase. Gene Ontology annotation, cellular component: cytoplasm. The record is from RefSeq and is a predicted model, not a curated record. Bases 138 to 1583 code for a protein of 481 amino acids. The transcript is spliced from 4 exons. Lineage: Eukaryota; Fungi; Ascomycota; Sordariomycetes; Magnaporthales; Magnaporthaceae. Gene Ontology annotation, molecular function: cobalt ion binding; serine binding; glycine hydroxymethyltransferase activity. Gene Ontology annotation, biological process: folic acid metabolic process; L-serine catabolic process; tetrahydrofolate interconversion.